Molecule: messenger RNA, 1565 nt
Organism: Folsomia candida
Lineage: Eukaryota; Metazoa; Arthropoda; Collembola; Entomobryomorpha; Isotomidae
Gene: eEF1gamma
Product: elongation factor 1-gamma
Exons: 8
Coding region: 141-1466 (441 amino acids)
Biological process (GO): translational elongation
Cellular component (GO): nucleus; cytoplasm
Molecular function (GO): translation elongation factor activity
Source: RefSeq, a predicted model, not a curated record
GAGAGCCAUUGAAUUGGAUCCGCUGCCAAAAGCUCGCUCUUUCACUCUGGGAGACCUCGCCGUCCGGUUGUUCCGAAGCACUCUGUCGCCAACAUCAAACCCUCGUCGACAAACUCGACACCAAUUCAAUUUCCGCAGCCAUGGACAAAUCUGGGGUUCUUUACACGUAUGGUGGAAACUUCAGAGCUCUGAAGGUACUCAUCGCCAGCGGCUAUUCUGGCGUCAAGGUUGAUGUUGACUCAAAGUUCGUAUUUGGAGAGACCAACAAGUCUGAUGACUUCCGAAAAAAGUUCCCCGUUGGGAAGGUGCCAGCCUAUGAAACUAAGGAUGGAAAGACACGUAUUAGUGAGAGUGACGCCAUCGCGUAUUUUGUUGCGGAUGAUGCGCUGAGGGGCAAAGGAGACGCGGACAGGGCACAAGUUUUGCAAUGGAUUUUGUUUUCACAGACCGAACUGCUUCCAGCUAUUUGUGGAUGGUUGUUCCCCUCUCUGUCUAUUAUGCCUUUCAAUAAGGAUCAAGUUGCAAAGGCCAAGUAUGAAACGGAACGGUGCCUCACUUCCUUGAAUGAGUACCUAUCCACGAGGACGUACUUGGUUGGCGAAUCUGUAACUUUGGCUGAUAUUUCUGCAUUUACGACACUUGUGGAUUUGUACAAGAAUUUGUUAGAUGGUGAAACCAAGACUCCUUUCGUCAAUGUCAAUCGGUGGUUUGACACGAUCCUGAAUCAGACCAAGGUCCAAGAAGCUUUGAAGAAAUAUAGCUAUCAAUUUUCAUACUGCACAACCCCUGUCAAGGUCCCUGUCAAGUUUGACCCUAGCAAGCUCAAGGAAGUGACUGGUGGUUCUCAACAACCCGCCGCCAAGAAGGACGACAAAAAAGAUAAGAAGAAGGAGGAAAAGCCCAAAGCGGCCCCGAAGAAGGAGGAACCUGAACCAGAAGAAGAGAUGGACGCAGCAGAGGCUGCUUUGGCUGAGGAACCAAAGUCCAAGGAUCCCUUGGACGCUCUUCCUAAAGGAACCUUCAAUAUGGACGACUUUAAGCGAUUCUACUCCAACAACGAUGUUGAUAAGUCCGUCCCUUACUUUUGGGAAAAGUUUGAUCCAGAGAAUUACUCCAUUUGGAUUGGAGAGUAUAAUUUCAACACCGAGCUCACCAAGGUAUUCAUGAGCUGCAAUCUUAUCUCAGGCAUGUAUCAACGUUUGGACAAGAUGCGUAAGAACGCGUUUGCAUCCGCUUGCCUGUUUGGUGAAGACAACAACAGCACCAUAUCUGGCCUUUGGGUCUGGCGUGGUCAGGACUUGGCUUUCACUCUUAGCCCAGACUGGCAAGUUGAUUAUGAAGUUUACACCUGGAAAAAGUUGGACCCCAACUCUCCAGAAACGAAGAAAAUGGUCCAAGACUACUUUUCGUGGGAGGGUACUGACAAGGAAGGCAGAAAAUUUAAUCAAGGAAAAAUUUUUAAGUAGACAUGAAUGACACUUUCUUUGAUUUUAUGAUAUGUUUUCGUUUGUUGUAUUUAAACUCGCAAAAGGAAAAAUAAAUCCUGCCAUGGAGUGAAAUUAUUA